AUGCAACUCCCACGCAGAUCCGUCAGGAGCAUCCAGGAGCUCCCUAGCAUCUAUACGGCGUUUCCAGCUCACUAUACACCUGUCAGAACUCACAGCGCCUCGACAACCUCGGACUCAGCAAGGUCGCCGGAUAUCGAUGAUGGACUUGAGGUAGUUCCUUUGGAGCACGACAGCAUACUUUCAGCGCCCAUUGUCAGUGCGUAUCUAGACGAGAAGGAGGUGUUCAUCAGCACACAAGAAAUACUCGAGAAGCCGUUACCGAGCAUCCCGACAUCGAUAUGGGACCGUACGUGGGGCCGCAUGUCUGUGAAGUACCGCGUGCUUGCAGUCCUCGGAUUACAAGCCUUGGUGUUGCUCACGGUUGGUACUGUAUUGUUAGCUGCAAACUCCAAACCUACAGAGGAGUACGAUGCCCCCUCAUGCUACAGAAGAAUCCGGAAAGCGGGAGGCAACGACACGAACACAAGCUCUACCACUCCCAUUGAGCGCGGUACCUUCCAGGUCCCUAUCCAACUUCCUCAACAGCAGAGCUCAACAUGCUUGGCACGAGCGAACGAGUCCCGAGCAUGGCAAUGCGCGUUCGACACCACUCUACAGCUCAGCAUCCUGCCUUCCCUGGGAGACGACGCAGACAAGCCUGUCAUGAUCACCCUUGGGCUGCCGUCGACCUCCAACAGGAGUGUUCACUGCGGGCAGCAAGCUCCAGAGAUCGGACCCACGGCAUUGACGACUUUUAACGGCUCAGAAGAUGGGCCACAGUAUCACUUCUCAGCGACGUACGAUCGUACUGUGAUCCUUCGAGAAGACCAGCUUAGGCAGGAGAAGACGUACUCGUCGCCCAUGCAGGGCCAGCCUAAGCACACGACGUUUCUGCCAGGACAGUCGCUCUGGCGAUGCACAUUCAACGACACGCUUCUGGAGGGCUUCAUCUACACGAAGAGGGAUGGCGGUUCGGUGUUCAACGGGACGGAUGCACCGUCUGGGCACCUUCCUCAUAAAUUGAAACUCGUCGAGCACAGACUGGCUACUGGGAGUGCGCCAUACUGUGAGAAGGUCGUUGUCGGACUCAACGGGGACCUGGAAAACGGCGACGAGAGCGUGGAUCUGAAGUUGUCUGAUGCUCAAUCCGGGUCUGGCACAAGUCAAGGCGACUCGGACACUUCCUGUCAAUGUCAAUGGAUCGUUGAGUAG
Macroventuria anomochaeta is the source of this 1191-nucleotide messenger RNA. RefSeq lists its product as uncharacterized. Bases 1 to 1191 code for a protein of 396 amino acids. The record is from RefSeq and is a predicted model, not a curated record. The transcript is spliced from 2 exons. Lineage: Eukaryota; Fungi; Ascomycota; Dothideomycetes; Pleosporales; Didymellaceae.